Messenger RNA from Peromyscus californicus insignis, 408 nucleotides. Its product is annotated as P2R1A-PPP2R2A-interacting phosphatase regulator 1-like. Gene Ontology annotation, cellular component: nucleus; cytoplasm. Gene Ontology annotation, biological process: mitotic G2/M transition checkpoint. The transcript has 6 exons. Gene Ontology annotation, molecular function: protein serine/threonine phosphatase inhibitor activity. NCBI's taxonomy places the organism in Eukaryota, Metazoa, Chordata, Mammalia, Rodentia, Cricetidae. The coding region runs from base 1 to 408 and encodes 135 amino acids. The record is from RefSeq and is a predicted model, not a curated record.
AUGUCCUCAAAUCAACAAGAGCCAGAUACCCUUCAAAAUUUCCAACUGAGUAGCAGCUUUGUCCUCAACACCAAACUGGCCAAGGAGAAAAGGGAAAUGGAGUUAGGCCUGCCAGCAGCUUCCACCACUGUAGAUGCCAGCUUCCUUAGAAGAUCCAGCAGCAUCCCUUUGAUCAAUGGAUUUGGUGAUAAUUCACAGGGAUUUCAAGCUGACACCGUGAGAAUGAGAAGGAACAGCUCACCAUUUCUGAACCGCCAUGCUUUGUUAUUUCUGCCUUCCCGCACUCGUACAUCUGCCAACCGGAUUUUCCAAAUCAAACAAGAAAAUGCAUACUGCUAUGCAGCAUCCAUGUUGCAGCUCACAACCUCCCAUCACUCCAGUUCCAGUCGACCUGCCACCCUCUUGUGA